AUGCGAUGUAUCCGGCCGAAUGCGUCCAGUUCAACCAAAGACUCUAAUGAGCCUUGCGAGCGCUGCAGACGCACGAACCGUGCCUGCAAUAUUCCCUCCCCGCGCCCACUAGGUCGAAAGCGAGGGGCAGUUGGUCGAUAUCAUGGAUUCGAAAAAGCCUAUCGAAAGAUGCAGGCGGAGCUGAAGAAAGCACGCGUGUCGACGGAUAAAGCCUCUGAGAUUCAAACCUUAUCUCCUGGGCGAGAUGAAACUGAAAUGCUCGACCUCCUACUAUCAAAUAUACACAAAAAUGACCAGGGCAAUGGCGACUGGGAGCUACCUGCCGAGAACAGGAGAGCUGGUCACCAAAAGCCACUAUCACCCAGUUCAAGCACGGUCAAUGCAAGUGGUCCACCGGCAUCGGAAUCGAAUCAAAGCCCAAAUGUGACUACACCUUAUGCUCCUGAGACCAUCACCUCGCACGUGAGCCUGGAACCGGUUAGCAACCCACUGGCUCUUAUGGCAGAAGCUGCCGGUGCUGCACAGGCACUGGAAACACAAGCUGGCCCAACAGAUCUAUCACCAGCUUCAAAUUUUGAGUCCGUUUCUGGAGAUGGCGAGGGCAUAGGUCGAUAUCUGCUCCACCGACCCGGUUACGUUUCUCUUGGACUUCACCUAGAUCGCAAGGUUCUCGAAAGUGGAAUUGAUGCAUUAUUCGCCCCUUCAAUGGAGUCCGAUCGAUACUCGAAUUAUUUUCGAUCGCCUGAUGCGAAUCCUCCGCGAGAUAUUGGCCCAGAUUUAGAUCCAGUAGACUUGGGAUUGGUAUCAAUGGAAGAGGCCUAUGCCCUAUUUCCAGUCUAUUUCUCCCGCCUUCAUUUGAUCAACGGAAUCCUCGAUCCCAUGUUACACACUCCGGACUAUGUUCGAUCCCGAUCCUCCCUCUUGUUCACCUGGAUUCUUGCUCUCACGGCGCAAUUCGAUCAUGGCUCGGGGCAUCUCGCCAAAAGGCUACGACUUCAUGGGGAGAAGCUAUCUCGACAUGUUCAUACUUGUGGCUAUAAGACGGUGGAGAUUGUCCAGGGGUACUAUAUCUCCCUCUUGUCAGCAACGCCUGCGAACACAUUAUCCGAAGAGCGAUCAUGGUUAUACACCAUGUAUGCUUUUGGAGUAGCAGCAGAACUGGGGCUCGAUCAAGAGUGCAGAACGCGUGACCAGAAGGAAUUUGACCCCUACAAUACGCAAAAUCGAUUACCUGAAGGCGCCCAAUCUCAGCGCCUCCUCACCUUCGGAGAGCGCCCUGCAGCAAAUUCUGAAACUCCUGACAGUCCCUCAUUGGAAGAUCGAAACUAUCUUCAGCGACUGGCUCGCAAUAGAGAGCGCACCUGGCUACGGAUUCUGCUUUGGGAGCGAGCAAAUAGUGCAGCUUGUGGCCGGAUAAAUGCCUUCCCUGAGACAGAGCUGACCUGCAACAUCGAGAACUGGUGGAUGCACCCGCUGGCCGAUUCGACCGAUAAGCACACCUGUGCAUUCAUCCUUCUUCGCCGUCAUCUAGCCACCCUCCAAAGUGAGAUAAGACGUCAGGCAAAUAUACCGCAUUCAGACCCUCACUGGGUGCGCGAUCUCGUGAACACUGUUUUCGAGCCGUGGCGAGCGACUUGGCUGCCGUCUCCAAACACUAUCUUACCCCAGCCUGAGGAGCUUCCAAACCUUUACCUUUAUUAUGUCUACGUUCAUAAUCGGCUGUGGACACUAUCUUCCGCGCUCAAUAUUUCUGCCAACAGCGAUCGUGAUCUAGACGUCGUUCGCGAGGACUGCUUCGAUGCCGCUAUACACUGUUGCGAAGUUGCCGUACGAGACCUACCAGUCGUUGGAGAACCAAUGUACUGUAUGCUUUCUCCAACGUGGGCGAUGAUUUCUUAUGCGGCUGUACUAGCUCUCAAGCUUUUCCCAUAUCUACAUGGGUCACGCCCAGGGUAUGAGGUCGAGCUACUUGCAUUGCUAGCACAAGUUGCAUUGCAAUUGAAACGCGCAGGGACUACCCCGUCUCAUCGAUUUGGAAUUGCUGCGCUACUUGGCCAGCACUUACUAGUCAUCCUGCGAGCAAGAGCAUCUAUGCUUAAAGAUGUCGUCCCCAUUCCUGAGGUACAAUCAGUAGCGCCGCAGCAUAUUAACGGAACUAACCCUGAUCCGGGCUACCAUCUGGGAGGAAAUUUGCCUAACUGCACAGCAUCAAUGGAGAUAUUAUCGGGUGCCCAUGUGGAUAAUCCACUGGUGUCAAGCUAUGACCCGUUCUUGACGACAGCUACUAUGAGCACAGAGACAGACCUUGGUGAGGAAGGAUUCACAGAUCUUUUGCGAGAGAUCUUUGGUCCAGGAUUUGGCGACGUGUUUUAA
Molecule: messenger RNA, 2373 nt
Organism: Penicillium cataractarum
Lineage: Eukaryota; Fungi; Ascomycota; Eurotiomycetes; Eurotiales; Aspergillaceae
Product: fungal specific transcription factor domain-containing protein
Exons: 2
Coding region: 1-2373 (790 amino acids)
Biological process (GO): regulation of DNA-templated transcription
Cellular component (GO): nucleus
Molecular function (GO): transcription cis-regulatory region binding; DNA-binding transcription factor activity, RNA polymerase II-specific
Source: RefSeq, a predicted model, not a curated record